AUGGCACGCAAUUCCUUUGCCGUGACCGCGGUCGCCGUUUUGGCGGUCGUCGGCGUGGGCAGAUCGCAGCCGCCCCGCGCCGCGCCCAAUGCGGUCGAGCACGAGAUGCCGCAGCCGAGCAUGGCCGGCAACUCCUGGGCUGCACCUUUGCUGAGCUUCGGCGCCGCCUUGGGUCUGAUCUUCGGCGUCGUGGCCGCCAAGCCCGCCCGCGCCAUCACAGCGGAGCAGUUCAGCCAGCUUACCUACGCACAGGUGAAGGGCUCCGGCUUGGCCAACCGCUGCCCCACCGUCGAGUCCAACGGCACGGAGGUCCCCGUGAAGGGCGGGUCUCGGCUCGUGAACGUGUGCUUCGAGCCGAAGUCCUUCGCAGUGGAGUUCGAGACUGACAAGGGCAAGGAGUUCACCUACACCCUGGCCUUCAUCGAGGGCAGCCUGGAUGCCAACCCCAUCACCUUCAAGGAGCAGGACGGCAUGGACUUCGCGGCCACCACCGUGAAGCUGCCGGACGGCGAGUACGUGCCCUUCCUCUUCACCGUGAAGGAGCUGGUGGCCAAGGGCGAGGGCAGCUCCUUCAAGCCGGGCUUCACCUGGGGUGGCGAGUUCAGCGUCCCCUCCUACCGAACCGGUGGUUUCCUUGCCGUGGCCCUGCCGGCCAUGCAGUCCGAUGGUCAGGGCGGCCAGGACGAGCUCUUCAAGGAGACAAACAAGGUCUUCGACCUCGGCAAGGGCGUCAUCGAGAUGGAG
This is a messenger RNA of Symbiodinium sp. CCMP2456, 744 nucleotides long. Lineage: Eukaryota; Dinophyceae; Suessiales; Symbiodiniaceae. The record is from the annotation of a GenBank genome assembly.